Monopterus albus (swamp eel) is the source of this 3879-nucleotide messenger RNA. RefSeq names its product cold shock domain containing C2, RNA binding a (gene csdc2a). The coding region runs from base 358 to 831 and encodes 157 amino acids. The transcript has 4 exons. Gene Ontology annotation, cellular component: cytoplasm. Lineage: Eukaryota; Metazoa; Chordata; Actinopteri; Synbranchiformes; Synbranchidae. Gene Ontology annotation, molecular function: mRNA 3'-UTR binding. The record is from RefSeq and is a predicted model, not a curated record. Gene Ontology annotation, biological process: regulation of mRNA stability.
UGUUGUUGGCACAGCAUCCCGCUCCCCCGCCCCAUCUCUGCUGCCUCCGUUUCAUUUGCUGCCUUCUCAUCCCGCCUGUGAGCCGCAUCCUCACCAACAUCCACUGACGGAUUCACCACAUGUCCCGCAGCCUUCACCGGGUUUAGCUGCAUAAUAGCCUCAUAUAACCCCAAAACAACGGGUGGAAAUCGGCUUUUACACGGGUACACUGCUCCUGCAAGACCUCCCCUCAGGACGUCCCACCUCCCUCACAUACACUCUGACCAUGCAGGAGGUGUAACCCUCCUUCCACUUCUUCCUUGUGUGUCACUGGAGGAAACCCAAACCAUAAAAAAACUCAACCUGUAACAAGUCAAGAUGUCAGACCCUGAUACCUCCUCACCAGCGGACCCUGCACUGCCACUCACCUCCCCACGCACCCCACUGCAGCUCUCCUUCCCUUUCCUGAGGGAGGGCAGCCGGGUUUGGGAGAGGGAGAGGAAGCCGCCACAGCCUGGAGAGCUGCCCAGCCCACUGCCCACCAAACGCACCCGCACAUACUCAGCGACAGUGCGAGCCAAAUCAGGUCCAGUAUUUAAGGGAGUGUGUAAAAACUUCUCCAGGUCUCAGGGUCAUGGAUUCAUACGCCCCUCUCAUGGAGGAGAGGACAUCUUUGUCCACAUCUCUGACAUUGAUGGGGAGUACGUGCCUAUGGAAGGGGACGAGGUCACGUACAAAGUGUGUCCCAUCCCUCCCAAGAACCAGAAGAUCCAGGCCGUUGACGUGGUUAUCACCCACCUGAACCCAGGCACCAAGCAUGAAACCUGGUCAGGUCAGAUUAUCAGCUCCUAGACCAGCGCACCAGGCCGCAGCGCUGCAGAUGGUCUUGGAAUGGAGCUGGGGAGAUUUGGGUUUAAUUUAAGGUUUUAUGUUUUCAGGGUGUGAGGUUUGGGACCUGGUCUGAGAAAGAAGGAUUCAAGCUUUGGGUAUGGUGAGGGUCAACCUGAGGGGCCCUGGUUAUGGAAGGGUGUUUGUGAACAUUUGUAGGUUAGAGCUGGAAGUUAAGCUUUGAAUGUAAAUGUUUUUCUUUGAUGGUCAUGGUUUGAUCAUUUGGAUUGAACAUUUUUGUUGGGGUGGGUUAAAAUUUGGGGGUUCAGGGGCUUAGGGGUUAGGGCAUAGGGCUUAUAAUCAAAUAAUAUAUUUUAGUUGGAAAAUCAGUGAAGCAGGUUUUUGAUGCUGAAGAAGCAGAUGGGAUGGAGGUUGAAAAGCAUUCUGAGCAAAUUUGAAACAACUUGGCCGUAUUGACACUCGGUGGAAACACUAAAAGAGUAGGUUUUGAGGGAGCAUCUCAGUGGAGCCCUGAACUUGGAGCACUUGUAUUUUUUCUUUGUGCUCACAACCAAUAGAUUGCGUACCACCACUGCCAAAAGACAUGACAAACAUCUGUUUCAAAUUGUACAUUUGAACUGUUUUGUGUCUUUGUUUACAGCAAAAGAUGGAGAUAGUUUUCACCAGUAGAUUAAAAGUGAAAACAUAUAUGUGUAACAGCCUUCUGGGUUGUUUACAGUAGGCUUGGCUUAAAGUGAAAGGAACAGCUUGUCAGAUCUACCUUUAUCUCUCUGCCUUCAGGAGAGUAAAGCAUUUUCUGAGUUGUUUGACACAAAAUGCUAACAAAUGGGUGUACUUACAGUAAGUAAGUAAGUCUGACACACAUUCAGUGCGCUCUUAAUGCGUUUUGGCCUCAGGAGCUGCAGUGAGCACCACAUAUAAGUAAAUCUUUUCCUUUUUAAUAUUGUAGCACUAGUGUAUUUUGUCUACUUGGCAAAGGUAGAAAUCCAGUAUUACUGUAGCCAGCUCCUAUGACGGUCAUAUGUUUCAGUAGUGGAGAGAGUAGCUGGAUGAUAUGUUGGCCUGCUUGCUGCUGGGAAACCAGGCCACAGGGUUUGGAGUUGAGGAAGGAAACUAGAUAGGGGAUGAGGGUCUGAGAUCGGGCAGAGGAUGGAAGGGUUAUCUGUGCUGUAGAUGAAAUUGAGCACAGAUGCUGCUAGAAUUGAAAUGUUGUAAGCAUGUGUAAGGAAGAAGAUCAAGAUUAAAGUCAGCAGUUCUGAAAUUUUGGUUGGUCAGGUGAGCUUAAUGGCAUGAAAAAAAUUUGUUCCUGAUUUUUGGGAAUAAGCGUAUUUAGUUCUUUGAUGAGAGUUAGACGUGUAGACUGAUACCACUCAGAUGUUUGUGUGGUACCUUUGUGAAAAGGAUGGACAGGCUAAGAGCUCCCAGAAGUGAAGCCAACACAAUCCCCCGGUGGCUGGUUGCAGUAUAGUUCAUUAAUCUCGCCUCCUCCGUGUUGGUGGAUGGGACAUGAGCCAACCUUAAAAACUCAAAAGUACAAAUCAGGUACAUAUUUCCCAAAGGUCACUGCUGUGGUUUUUGUUAGAUAUUACAGUAUCGUGUGUCUGUACAAGUGGUCAUUUUUUCUCACAUGUUUGUUUUAAAAGAGUUAUUUGAUGAUACAUUUCGGAUCAUUUGACAGCUUUGAUUGGUAGCUCAGUGCUGUCACUCCACACCUGGUCACUGCUGCGCAGAAUGUGGUUAUGAAGAAUCAAGGUGGCGGCUGCCAUAUUCAUGAUAUUUUGGCUUCAUUUUUGCAAAGUGAAGGCAAGUGGUGAUGCCAUGUCCUUUCUACACAGUAUAUGUCGAAGUGUAGUACAUAGAAAGAUACAGCCAAUUUACCAGUGAGCUUAGCUUAGCAUAAAGCCUGGAAACAAGGAACAGCUAGCUUUGUCUCUGUCUCCGCCCUUUAACACCUCGAUAGCAAUGAACCAAUGAACAUGUCAUUUUUCAUUGGUUAAUCAGUAUCAAUCAAACUGUAAAAAUGACAGUGUUUAUGCUAAGCUAAGCUAACUAGCUCCUAGCUGUAGCUUCAUACUUAGCAUACAAACAAAAGAAUGAUGUCAUUCUUUCAUCUAACUCUCGGCAAUAAAGUGAAAUAGCAUAGCUCUCACUGUUCUAACUAUUAAUUUAAAUCAUUUAUGUAAUUAAACAUAAAAGCAUUUCCUGUUGUUGUGAUAAAUGAAUUCCUUUUGUGAAAUACAGUAUUUUGUGGCCUUAAGGCUUUAAUUUAUCUUAAAAUGAAUGAAUCAGUUAUAAUAAACUGAAAAUGGAAAAGAAGUUUCACCUUAUGAAAAUGAGAGAGGAGGGUGAAGCUGACGAGGAUGAACUGCUAAUUUUUAGCUUGAAGGUUCAGUACACUUCAUAUGCCACGGCAAUUUACUGUGAACAUUUUAAAGAAUAAGCAGCAAAGGCUUCCUGGUUUAAGUUUUACAAGACUGUUUAUUUAUUGACUUAUUUAUUUUCAUUUGUAACAACAUAAACAUCAGGUAUUUGUGCAAAUCUAAGCCUGUUUGAGUACACUGCACACCUCAACUGUAAUGAUGCUAAAAAUCGCUUAGCUAGUGUCACGUCAUCACUGACAGGCAAAAAACACAAAUGAAAACCUUCAACUUUUCCCAAACACAAGUUUCUAAUUUAUAUCCUUGUCUAAUUUUUACUACCUAUGAGUAUGUGUUCAAAAUAACAAGACGAUUUGUUUUGCACAUUGUCAUGUUCUGCUUGUUGUAAUUUUUCUGUAGAAUGUGUUGAUUCUGUUCUGUCAUGCAGUAACACAGCUGGAGCCUUCACAGAAGCGUCGUCAGGUUGUCCUAUGCAUCUUUGAUUUUUUUUUUCUUUUUUUGUCACAACUGUGAAUUAACAUAAUAGCAAAUCACUGUAUCUGGUUUAUUUACUGUGAGAGAAACAAGUUUGAUUGUAUUCACAAGCACUUUUAUUUUUGUCAAAUAACUGUGGCACUGUUUUUUGUCAUUAAGUUACUGUAAAGUUUGAAUAAAACUUACUCUUGUAUUCACA